AUGUCACCUCAAAGGGCUCUGUUGGGCCGAGUCAGACUCAGUCUCUCUAAUACUCUCUCCCAUCCAGGUAUCAUACUAUUCUUCAUCCUUCAUUUGACCAUGUGCGCAACUUUGACCGGUCUUUCAGCUUUCUCCGCACAAUCAGCUCAAGAAACCUCUCAUCUACUCCGACAUAUCGUCCAAGAAGCAAAUCUCACCAACCUGGUCUUUCGUAAUCCGUCGUCAGGAAAAGUGGGCGAUUGGAAAACAGCACCGGCUGUUGUAGUGAUGUUGGCCAAUGACACGGAUGGGAGUAAAUAUGAUGCUUAUGGUGGUAUGGAAGUUUGUGACGAGAAUGGUCAUCAUUGUCAUCUACUGGGAGGUCAAAAAGUACACCAUCAGAAUACUUCGGCAUCGUUACAAUCUACCACUUCGACGGGGCGGACCCAUAACGGUAACAGCCAUACAACGACGAGUGAGAAAACAGGAGUAACCACUACAACGGUGAUUGUUAUAGCUACGCCAGUUGUAGAGGCUGGGAUCUCGAAGGAAAGUCCGACUGGGACCGGCUCCUUGACGUCGCCGACGUCCUUAUUUACCAGCCCAGUCUCAGCCCAGAUCGGGACGCCAGCGGAGGUAGAGGCAGGUGUUGCAGUGCCUUCCACCGAAAAUGGAAUCUUCCCGGGAAGUGUGAAUAACGUCGAAGAAGAUGACGAUAAUGACGAAGACGACGACGACGACGAAGAAGAAGAAGAAGACGAAGAUGAAGAUGAUCAGGAUAACGAUGAUGUUAAGCUCCAGCAGCUUCAUCAUCUACAUGACCGAGAUCGUAGAUUGGAAGACAAUCAAUUGACCGACAAGAACGACGAACAUCCGACCCGACGAGACUCUGCAUCCCAAAGAUCACUACUUCAUCUUCUAUCUCAGAACGGUUCUAAAGAUGCCGGUGCAGCGUUCUCAGAGCGGCUCCGAUCUUCCAUUGAACGACUUUCGCAUAAGAGUUUGUUCAUUCGAGAUGGGAAUAAACCUCUAGUCCAAAACGCUAUCACACUGACCUCCAUCAAAGACCCUUCAGGAACUGUGUUAGGCGUCAAUGUGAGCGGAUUAAAUUCGGGGGAUCAAGUCAUAACUGAACAAUGUGCCGCUUCCAUGGGCUGGCCAGUCAAUUCUCUGGACAACACAGUACGAACCGACAUAACCUUAUCAGGAUUUUUCCUCUGGAUCCUUGGUCUAGCUAUAGUAGCACUAGUGACUGAAUCCACCUCACAUCUCAUCGCUUUACUCAUCUCUUUGACUCUUUCAACUACGUGGACAGCUGUCAACCUCUCCUUAUCUCUCUCAUUCCGCUCUUCUUUUCAAGAAACCAUGACUCAGAGUUGUGAGGGUUUGAACGUCAUUCCUAGUUAUGUCACGAGUAGGAUAUCAGUUUCAAUCGCUAUGUUAGUCAUCAACUCAGUGACUUUGGUCGGAAGUGCGAUUUUGUGUUGGAAAUUGAGGGAUCAUUUUGGUUGGCAGACUUUUCAAAGGAUAGGAGCUAGCGAGAAGAUUAAUAAGAUUUAUCGUUUAGUCAUGGUGUUGAGCAUUGUUUUGCAAUUGGACGUUUAUCUACUGGUUGUGUUUUUCGCUUUAUGGAUAGAUCAGAUGACUAAAGGGGUGGCGCAUUAUUACAUGCAUUCGGGAACUUGUAAAACAUUUGAAGGGAUAUACGCUUUAAUGCUUUUCUCCCUGAUUCCAUGGACCUACCUCGGAUGGAAAUCAUCAAGAACGGAAUCACGUCGACAAUUCCUUGCUUUCCUCGCUUUUUCAGCAUUAUUCAUCGCAGGAUGGUCUGCAUCAUUCGCCAACUCGGCAUUUAGGUUGAUGAUCACCACCUGGGCCUUCUUCGGUGCUCUUUCAGCUCUCGGAGUAGCUCUGACCAUCUUAUCUGUCGUUUUGGCAUGUUGGAGACGAACAUCUUAUGGUCAUGGUCUAGCAGAAUACUUAAAACAUCAAGAAAUACCUGAUGAUCCUUUUCCAACGAUGGGGGCAGAUCAGGAGGUCUAUUUGAACAAAGGGAGUUUACCUACUUUCAGUACUACUUUCCCGGACAAAGUACCUCCCGCAGACGUUGCUGAGGAUGAGGAUGGGGAGUAUGGACUUACAACCACAGAGAAGGGUCUUACAAGUACACCCCAAUCCGCCUGCUGCUCUCCGAGCGUGGUCUUGGAUUAG
Messenger RNA from Tremella mesenterica DSM 1558, 2190 nucleotides. RefSeq lists its product as uncharacterized. Gene Ontology annotation, cellular component: Golgi apparatus. Bases 1 to 2190 code for a protein of 729 amino acids. The record is from RefSeq and is a predicted model, not a curated record. The transcript is spliced from 8 exons. NCBI's taxonomy places the organism in Eukaryota, Fungi, Basidiomycota, Tremellomycetes, Tremellales, Tremellaceae.